CGUAGAACCCUAUUGUCCCCCAUCAAAAUCCUCGCCCUAACAUUCAAAUCUUGUUUCUUCUCAGCCAUGGCGUCGCGCUUUAGAUCUGUCUCAAAGCCAACAUUCUCUAUCCUGAAAUCGACUAUAAACAAGCCAAACCUUAAACCCAGUCCCGCCUCUCAUCUAUUCUCUGUUCAUCCCUCGCCUCCCACAUUUUCAAGGCCCGUUUCUCAGUUGGGUUGUCUUCAAUCUCUGCUGCCUCUCCACUCAGCGGUGUCUUCAGCUCGGCUCACCUCGUGUCUAGGAACCGAUUCAAUGUGCUCGAGGUCGUUGUCUCAGGGUAUGCUUUGCAGUGCGAAUCCAGGAGUUUGAUAAUCUAGAAAAUGUUUGUAAAUUUGUUUCCCCAAUCAACCUUUUUUUUCUCGAACUCUAUGGUUAAUUAACUAAGAAACGUUGUUUGUUUGUGUUGUCUUACCUCAUGGCACCAUAAUAUUCAUCUCCAAUCACUUGUCAAUCUAAAGAUACCAAUUUGAAAACACUUA
Messenger RNA from Hibiscus syriacus, 521 nucleotides. RefSeq names its product protein NONRESPONDING TO OXYLIPINS 2, mitochondrial-like. Lineage: Eukaryota; Viridiplantae; Streptophyta; Magnoliopsida; Malvales; Malvaceae. The coding region runs from base 67 to 351 and encodes 94 amino acids. The record is from RefSeq and is a predicted model, not a curated record. The transcript has 2 exons.